GCUGUGGUCAGAUCGCCACAAGACCGGACAUAAACAGCGUGAUGACACGAGCCUGCCUUCAGUCUCGCGACUAGGCUGACGCAGGACGUUUAGGAAAGCAGGCGUGAGAGGAGUGAGCUUCACACCAACCAUAGCGGUUUGCAGCCAUUGUUGGUGAGAGUGACGAAUCUGCAGACUUCUUCAGUCGCUACUUUAGACGAGCACCCACCAACAACACGCGAGGAACCUACACUUUAUCUACACCGAACUGAAGAACCAGACAUCCGGUCACCAUGAACGGAGUCAACCACAGUGCUGAAACGGCCGGAGAGCCAACACGCGUAUCUCAGGCCUAUAUCAUGGAGCCGAAGACAUUGACCAGCAGCGGCAAUUCCCUCAUCUUCUCCCUCAAAGAAGAGGUUGGUGCCCUGGCAAAGGCGCUGCACAUUUUCAAGGAGAAUGGGGUCAACUUGGUGCACAUCGAGUCGAGAUCAUCGGCGCGAUUCAAGGACGGCUAUGAGUUCAUCGUGAACUUCAACCCAACUGAGGGCAAAGUUCACCAGGCGCUGGAGCAGAUCAAGAACAUGUCACAGUACAUGCAAAUCAUCUCGCGUGACCUACCACCCAAGGAAGAAGACGCUCUGCCCUGGUUUCCGAGGAAGAUCAAGGAUCUGGACAUUUUCGCCAAUCAGAUUCUCAGCUACGGAUCUGAACUGGAUGCAGAUCACCCGGGAUUCACAGAUCAAAAGUACCGCGAGCGGAGAAAGUACUUCGCCGACAUCGCCUACGCCUACAAACAUGGACAGCCAAUACCAAGGGUGAAGUACACAGAAGAGGAAACCAAAACAUGGGGUACCGUAUUCCGGGAGCUGACGAAGCUGUACAAGACCCACGCCUGCCGCGAACACAACCACAUCUUCCCGCUCUUAAUUGAGAACUGCGGUUACCGAGAGGACAACGUACCACAACUCGAGGACGUGUCCAACUUCCUCAAAGACUGCACAGGUUUCACGCUGCGACCAGUGGCUGGACUACUUUCCUCCAGAGACUUUCUGGCUGGCCUGGCCUUCCGUGUUUUUCACUCGACUCAGUACAUCCGGCAUCCUUCUCAACCCCUGUACACACCCGAACCGGACAUCUGCCACGAGCUUCUGGGUCACGCACCGCUGUUCGCAGAUCCAAGCUUUGCGAAGUUUUCCCAGGAAAUUGGUCUCGCAUCCUUGGGUGCCCCGGACGACUACGUUGAAAAGCUGGCCACGUGCUACUGGUUCACGAUAGAAUUCGGCAUCUGCAAGCAAGAUGGACACCUCAAGGCCUACGGGGCUGGUCUACUCUCUUCCUUCGGUGAGCUGGAGUACUGCCUGAGCGGGAAGCCGGAGAUGAAGCCUUUCGAGCCAGCCGUCACUGGUGAGCAGAAGUAUCCGAUUACCGAGUACCAGCCCAUCUACUUCGUCGCCGAAAGCUUUCAGAACGCCCAGAAGAAAAUGAGGGAGUUCGCUCUGUCUAUCCCGAGGCCCUUCACGGUGCGCUACAAUCCAUACACUCAGAGCGUGGAGAUUGUCGACACAAACAUUCAAGUGCAAAACCUCGCAGCAGACAUUCAGUGUAAGUAUUCCGUCGUUGAGGAGUGCGCAGCGCUUGAAUGUGGUCCAUUACGACUACACUGACGUAUUUUUGUCGCG
This is a messenger RNA of Rhipicephalus microplus (southern cattle tick), 1661 nucleotides long. It is a transcript of the gene Hn, whose product is annotated as phenylalanine hydroxylase. Lineage: Eukaryota; Metazoa; Arthropoda; Arachnida; Ixodida; Ixodidae. The record is from RefSeq and is a predicted model, not a curated record. Gene Ontology annotation, molecular function: phenylalanine 4-monooxygenase activity; iron ion binding. Gene Ontology annotation, biological process: L-tyrosine biosynthetic process; L-phenylalanine catabolic process.